This is a messenger RNA of Ectocarpus siliculosus, 336 nucleotides long. Lineage: Eukaryota; Phaeophyceae; Ectocarpales; Ectocarpaceae. The record is from the annotation of a GenBank genome assembly.
AUGUGGACCAUGGCCAGCCUUGUUCGCCGGGUGCAUGCCAAAGGAGCAUCGGGAGCAAGCCGGGCGGGGCGGCGGUGGUGGUUUCCUCGGGCAAACUUCACCAUCACAACGGACCGGUUGACAGGGCUGAUCGAGUUUCCGCCGGGGUUCAGGUGCAUAUGGAACGACCUGCCGCACGGCCUCCAGUUCACGAUACUCUUGCUGAUGCUGGGGAUCCUGUACGGAGUCAAUCGACUCUUCGACAAAGCCGACGAGGCUGUGUACACUCGCCUGGCCUGCGCCACAUCAGGGCUACUGAAUGAGAAAAGAAACCACCACGCCCCCCGAUUACUCUAG